Messenger RNA from Leucoraja erinaceus (little skate), 2534 nucleotides. Its product is annotated as hemicentin-1-like. NCBI's taxonomy places the organism in Eukaryota, Metazoa, Chordata, Chondrichthyes, Rajiformes, Rajidae. The record is from RefSeq and is a predicted model, not a curated record.
ACUGGGAUAGAGAUUCUAAUUAAAACAAAAUGAAAAAGCAAACAAGUCAGAAUGUUGGUACGGAAGAGGUCAGUGCAAUGUGUUUCUUCUCUGUAUGUAUCCUCUGUCACAUGCAGAACAUGCUGCCUAUUACCCUAUCACAGGCGGGUCUGAGGAGGAGUCAGUUCCUGAUCUUUUCACUAUUUUAAAUCUCGCAUCGCUGAAACAUCACUUCAAGAUGUGGCACUUUUCUUUGAGGAGGAUCCCCUUCCUACUCUGUGCAUCCCUCAUCGCCGUCUUUGUAGCUGGGACUGGGGCCGCCGCUGCCAACGUGACCGGAGCUCGGGGACACUCGGUCUCCUUACCUGCUGGGAUCACAGCUGCACCGGAUGUUGACAGCAUUGAGUGGAGCCGGACAUCACCCAACACCAAGAUAGCCAAGUGCUCGGCUGAGACUAUUGAAUACUAUACCAUCAACUACACGGGACGGGUAACUCUUCACUGCGGGAACUUCAGUCUGGAAAUCCGUGAUUUACGGAGAGAUGACGCUGGUGAUUACCAGGUGGAUGUUAUUACACGUUCAGGAGGUGAAACUCGGGCAAGAGUUCGACUGGAGGUGUACGAGCCCGUGGAAGGAACACAGAUUAAGGCUCAGAACAUCACCGGGAUCUGCAACCUGACCUGCUCCGUUACCUCAGGCGACCCCACCAGCUUCAGGUGGUGGAGGGGACAAGAACCUCUGGGAAAUGACAGCACCCACCACGUCUCGCAACAUGGAGAGACGGUAGAGGUUCAUCACACAGCAGGGGUCGGGGACGUUGAGUACAGAUGUGAGGCCAGGAACCUGGUCAGUGAGGGCACGGCACAGAUCCUGCUGACAGACAACUGCAAACAGGCCACAUUUGAGCCCGUGACAGGAACACAGAUUAAGAUUCAGAACAUCACCGGGAUUUGCAAGCUGACCUGCUCCGUGACCUCUGGCGACCCCACCAGCUUCAGGUGGUGGAGGGGAGGAGAACCUCUGGGAAACGGCACCAUCCAUCGCCCCCGGCGACACGGAGAGACGAUAGAGGUUCAUCACACAGCAGGGGUCGGGGACGUUGAGUACAAGUGUGAGGCCAGCAACCUGGUCAGUGAGGGCACGGCCCAGAUCUGGCUGACGGACGACUGCAAACAGGCCACAUCGGGACGAAGGAGAUCAUGGAAUCAAAUUAUUAUUAUUAUUUCGGUUGUUGCAGCUUGUGUAGCUGUUUGCAUCAUUUUUCUGGUCUGCUUCAUCGUAAGGAGGAGAACAGGAGGAGGUCAAAACGCUCUAGUCACUGGAGGCCCAUCAAACAUGGAGACUAUCUAUGCACAACCCCAGCCAUCACAGAGACAUCCAGCCAACAGACAGCCUCGGGAGGAGAACGAGAUGCAGGCUCAGAACAAGGAGAGGCUGGAGAUUCCUGCCACCAUAUAUGACACAGUGAAAUCUCCUGUGAUGCCAGUUCCUGGACCAGCCAGACGAGGAGGGCACAGAAACCCCAGGGAGAGCAUGAUCCAAGAGUAUGAAACAGUGAAUUAUUCUGGGAUCCCACACUUUGCCUCAAUCAAGGGUAGAGGACGAGCCCAUGGAAAAUCCCACCCUUUAUAGGUCAGGUGUUGACCAUACUCCACCCUGGAUCCAAGGGCAUGUACUUAUCUCUGGACAGAUGUUCCCGUGGUGUUGGGAUGGAGAGGAUCCCACUAACCUCAGCCCAUCGGCAGCAGUGGGUGUGGAUAGGUGGGAGAGCUACAGUAAUAUGGGUGGAGGUGGGAUGGGUUGGAAAGGAUGGGUGGGGAGGGUAAGGAUGGGAUCUUGGGGUUCCAUGACACACAGUUGGGAAAAGUGAUCACCUGUGGUUAGUGAGUGUGCACAACUGUGGGACUGGACCAGGCUGAACUGUUCAGGGCUCUCGCUUAACCUUUUUUCUCUGUUGCCAGCCGGGCAACCUUGGCAGCUUUUUAGGUUGCCAAAUGGCAGUUUAGGUGGUCAUUUAAGAUGGCUUGCAUGACGCGUGCGAUAAAAUGCUCGGACGAAGCGCGUAGUUGCCAGUCGGAAUUAUACUCAAUGAAGCAUUCCCAUAUUAUUUCUGCUUCAAAUAAAGUCACAAACUAAACAUUCACCAAUCAAGACAUGAUAUAUCCCACAAUGACAUGCAGCAAAAUUAUAAGACCAUAUAACCAUAUAACAAUUACAGCACGGAAACAGGCCAUCUCGACCCUUCUAGUCCGUGCCGAACACGUAUUCUCCCCUAGUCCCAUAUACCUGCGCUCAGACCAUAACCCUCCAUACCUUUCCCGUCCAUAUAACUAUCCAAUUUAUUUUUAAAUGAUAAAAACGAACCUGCCUCCACCACCUUCACUGGAAGCUCAUUCCACACAGCCACCACUCUCUGAGAAGUUCCCCCUCAUGUUACCCCUAAACUUCUGUCUCUUAAUUCUCAAGUCAUGUCCCCUUGUUUGAAUCUUCCCUACUCUCAGUGGGAAAAGCUUAUCCACGUCAACUCUGUCUAUCCCUCUCAUCAUUUUAAAGA